This is a messenger RNA of Nicotiana tabacum (common tobacco), 2104 nucleotides long. RefSeq names its product vacuolar cation/proton exchanger 2. The record is from RefSeq and is a predicted model, not a curated record. NCBI's taxonomy places the organism in Eukaryota, Viridiplantae, Streptophyta, Magnoliopsida, Solanales, Solanaceae. Gene Ontology annotation, biological process: calcium ion transmembrane transport; intracellular calcium ion homeostasis. Gene Ontology annotation, cellular component: plant-type vacuole membrane. Gene Ontology annotation, molecular function: calcium:proton antiporter activity.
AAAUAAAAAUUAAAAAUAAAAUUAUACGCAGAGACUACUUCGCAGAACCUUCGUCUUCCUCCCUGUCGCCGGCCUCUUCACGUUUCAGGGACAGGGACGGACUUUUCUAUGUAUAAUAUCUACAUAUAUAUGUUAUAUAUAUAUACAAAUAGUGCCUUCUUUUCUGUUUCCUUUUUCUCAUAAUUUCGAUUAUAAUUUCUGUAAUUUACUGAGUUUUCCCAUUCAAAUCCGUGUAUUCAAUUGGCUGAUUCAUUAUUUUCAAGUGACAAAGUAUUGAGAUGGGAUCUAUAGGGGAAAAGGUAGACCUUGAAUCUGAUGAAGAGAUCCCUUUUAGUUCAUCUCAUAAUGCUACAAACAAGGCAGAAACUCUACAUUUUGAGGCAGCUGCUCAUAUGGCUUCACCUAGAAGUUUCUACUCAUCUUCGAGAGUUUUAAGGAAGAUGGAUCAGAUCAGCUUUAUGAGGAGUAUUUACAUUGUUAUACUUAAAGCAAAGAUCAAUAUUUUGCUUCCUUUUGGACCUCUGGCUAUACUGCUACACUAUGUUACAAAAAAACAUGAAUGGGUCUUUUUCUUCAGUUUAGUGGGGAUUACACCCUUAGCUGAGCGUUUGGGCUAUGCAACUGAGCAGCUUGCAUUUUUUACUGGGCCUACAGUUGGGGGACUUCUGAAUGCUACAUUUGGCAAUGCGACUGAAAUGAUAAUCUCAUUAUAUGCAUUGAAUAAUGGAAUGAUGAGGGUUGUUAAACAAUCCCUGCUGGGUUCUAUUUUGUCAAAUAUGCUCUUGGUGCUUGGAUGUGCCUUCUUCUGUGGCGGGAUUGUUCAUCAUCAGAAAGUCCAGGUUUUUAGUAAGGCAACUGCUAUCGUGAAUUCAGGAUUGUUAUUGAUGGCAGUCAUGGGCAUAUUGUUUCCGGCUGUACUUCAUUUCACCCACACAGAAGUGCAUUUUGGGAAGUCAGAGCUGGCUCUUUCAAGGUUUAGCAGUUGCAUAAUGCUGAUAGCAUAUGCAAGUUACCUAUUUUUUCAGCUCAAGAGUCAACAAAAUCUAUAUAGUCCUAUCAAUGAGGAUAGAGAAAAUAAUGCCGAGGAUUCUGAUGAAGAAGAGGCCCCUGAGAUAACACAAUGGGAAGCUAUAGGGUGGCUUGCUAUUUUGACAGUAUGGAUAUCUGUGCUAUCUGGGUAUCUUGUUGAUGCCAUCCAGGGAGCAUCUGACUCAAUGAACAUGCCUGUGUCUUUUAUUAGUGUCAUCCUGCUUCCAAUUGUUGGAAAUGCUGCAGAACAUGCAAGUGCAAUCAUGUUUGCAAUGAAAGAUAAGCUUGAUAUUACACUUGGAGUUGCAAUUGGGUCAUCAACUCAGAUAUCAAUGUUUGUGAUUCCAUUUUGUGUUGUUGUUGGUUGGUUCAUGGGAAAACCAAUGGACUUGAACUUCCAAUUGUUUGAGACUGCUACACUCUUUAUCACAGUGCUAGUCGUGGCGUUUAUGCUACAGGAAGGAACAUCAAACUAUUUUAAGGGGUUGAUGCUUAUUCUAUGCUAUCUCAUUGUUGCAGCCAGUUUUUUUGUACAUGUUGAUCCAUCAAAAGAAGGGGAAUAAGUAUGCUCUGAGCGGUGAUACUCAUGCCUCAGCAAAUGAACUCUUUGACUUCUGGCGAUGAAUCAAAAGCGAUGAGCCUAACAAGCUGCACUCUGCCCAAGUGUUGACUAAAUCUAGAGUGCAGGUUGUGGUGGUGAAGUGGUAGAUGGGUUCUUUUACAAUGGAAAACUCGAUGGUUGGGGUGAACUGUUGGCUUCUUCGUCGACGUUUAUCCAUGUUGUAUCAUUUUCUUUAGCAAACAAACAGUUUCUGUUUCUGUAUAUCCAAGCUGAUUUUAUAUUCUUCCACUUGGAGAAAGUUUUUGGAAGAGUGGGCGCUGUAGAACAAUUUUUCUUCCACAUGUAAGAUUUAGGAGAUACAAAUGUUGUACCUUAUUCAUAUAUAUCCAUAGUGAUCCCCAGAUUGGGGUUGAGAUGUAAUUGUUGUAAUGGAUACUUAGAAAAAGUUCUUACACAACAUUAAUGUAUUGUAGCAAGGCAUGCUUGUUACUGGAUUAUUCAGUCUUUUGCAUA